Messenger RNA from Peniophora sp. CBMAI 1063, 2649 nucleotides. Lineage: Eukaryota; Fungi; Basidiomycota; Agaricomycetes; Russulales; Peniophoraceae. The record is from the annotation of a GenBank genome assembly.
AUGGCGUCGCGAGCGUACAGUCCUCUGUCGCAAGAGGAACAUGAAGUUCCCGAACGGCCGACGGUGUACUACGGCGACGGGCCGUUCGACCCGCCAGACUCGGACGACGAGGCGGACGGGUUGAUUGAGAAGCCGCGUUCACCCCGUAUAGCUGAAGCAGCACGAGAGUCACUGGAGAAUGGAGAUCUAGGACUAUAUGUUGGAGGACAGGAACAGGCGCGCUGGGCUUCGGUGCGCAAGUUAAUCAUCACUCUUGCUGCACUCGUAGCAGUCGCUGCUACUAUCGGACUAUUCGCUGCACUGUCAUACCAUGGCCCUGUGCGAACGCCGCAUGGAUCCGCGCACAUCACCAUGGACCACGUCUUCAAUGGGACGUUUAGCGCCGAAAGGCAGGGCCUUGCGUGGGUUCCUGAGGCUGGAGACGGUGUAUACUCGACAUACGCCGAAGGAUUCAUCCUUCUUGUGGACUUGAAUACCAAUACAACUCGGAUACUGCUUAAUACGGCUGACGUCACGAAUGAAGCCGGCGAGCCAUUUGAGUGGUCCGAUUGGAAGCUCUCCGCAGAUAUGAGGUAUAUCCUCGUCAAGACCAACUAUCUGAAGCAAUGGAGGCACUCCAGCUUCGGCAACUACUACAUCCACAAUCUGGGAACGGGCCAAACUGUGCCCCUCACAGCUCCCACCAACCCACCGACCGUAGCAUAUGCAACUUGGUCCCCAACCGGCGAAAGCAUCGCCUAUGUCCAGUCUAACGAUCUCUACGUCGUGCGGUCACCUGCCGAUAUUGCCGCACCUAUUCGUGUUACCUCGACCGGCAAUGCUACACUGUUCCACGGCGUCCCCGACUGGGUUUAUGAAGAAGAGGUGUUCAGCGCCGAUUAUGCCCUCUGGUGGUCCCCGGACAGCGCCAAGCUCACCUUCUUGACAUUCGACGAGACAGAAGUACCCGAAUAUGUCUUCCCGGUAUACAACCCCUCGUCGUGGAACAACAGCGCCAUUGAACCCUACACGUCCGAAGUCCGCAUGCGUUACCCCAAGCCAGGCUACCCCAAUCCGACUGUUUCCGCGAGGGUGUUCGACUUGGACCGCUACAUCACAGCCGGGCAUAUCCUAGCGGACGAGACGACCGCUGAGCUCACUUGGAACGGCCGUCUUUCGGUUGCCGAUAGUAUCAUCGCAGAAGUAGCAUGGCUCGACAACGUUGUCAUGCUGCUGAAAGAAGUCAACCGCAACGCAGACGUGGGCAGCGUCGUAUACUUCGACCUGUCUACCCCUAGCGGCGCACACGGUUCCGCCGUGCGUAAACUCGGCAAAGAUGGCGAACAAGGCGAUGAAGGAUGGAUCGAUGCGAACCAGGACAUAUACCCGCUUCCAUCUGCUGCCCGCCCUAAUGGUCUUCCUGCGUAUCUCGACAUCGUGCCAAAUGAAGAUGGAUUCAACCAUGUUGCAUUGUUCAGCCCCGCGAAUAACGGGACGCCACAGUGGCUUACCAGUGGACCGUGGGAGGUAGCCGGCGGUAUCCAGGCCGUCGACGCCCAACAAGGCCUGAUCUAUCUCCUCGGCGCCGCACCAACCUCCAUCGAGCGUCACCUCUAUUCCGUUCCUCUUCCCGGUCUCGCCGCAGCCAAGGCCGAAGGCCUCGAAGACGAUGAGCUUGCGCCGCUUAAACCGCUUACAGAUAUCGCCGCACCGGGAUAUCACUCCGUCAGCUUUUCGCCUGAGGCAGGGUUCUAUCUGCUUUCGUACGAUGGGCCGAAUAUCCCUUGGCAGCGGGUUGUCAAAGCCGGGAACGAGUCGAGCAGUUUCUUGUUGACGGAUAAUCAGGAGCUCAAUACGACUUGGAGUCAGUUCGAGAUGCCAAUUGUGACGCAUUCCACCAUCGAAAGCGAGGGAUAUGAACUCAACGUCCAGGAGAUCCGUCCCCCUCACAUGGAUGACUCAGGCCGCACGAAGUACCCUGUUCUGUUCCGCGUUUACGGCGGUCCGUUCUCGCAAAUGGUCACGCAGAGGUUCGGCGUCGAUUGGCACUACUUCCUGGCAUGCUCGCAACAGUACAUCGUUGUCACUGUCGAUGGGCGUGGCACAGGCUGGAAGGGACGCGGGUUGAGGAACAUGGUCAAAGGCAAUCUUGGAUUCUGGGAGACGAGGGAUCAGAUCGAGGCUGCAAGACAGUGGGCGUCAAAACCAUAUGUCGACCCGAAGAGGAUUGGGAUAUGGGGUUGGUCGUACGGAGGUUUCAUGAGCCUCAAAGUCGUCGAAGCUGCAGCAGGUAUCCACUCUCUUGCAAUGGCCGUCGCCCCACCCACCUCCUGGCGCAUGUAUGACACGAUCUAUACCGAGCGCUACAUGAACACCCCUCAACUCAACCCCAAUGGCUACAUCAACGCCUCCAUCGUGAACGUCACAAACUUUGACAACGUCGACUUUGCGCUUGCCCAUGGCAGUGCGGACGACAACGUGCAUUACGCCAAUACGGCGCAUCUAUUGGACAUGUUCACGGCUGCCAACAUUCGGAAAUACCGUUUCCGCAUGUUCACGGACAGUGAUCAUUCAAUCUCGAAGAGGGGCGCUUACAGGGAGUUGCAUGAAUGGCUCACGGCCUUCAUGCUCGAGAAAUGGGGUAAGGGUGGUAAGAGGAGAGGAUGGUAG